Molecule: messenger RNA, 1152 nt
Organism: Leishmania major strain Friedlin
Lineage: Eukaryota; Euglenozoa; Kinetoplastea; Trypanosomatida; Trypanosomatidae
Exons: 1
Coding region: 1-1152 (383 amino acids)
Source: RefSeq, a predicted model, not a curated record
AUGACGAGCUCCGUCACGCCAGUCCUCAGCGGCAUGGAAGAGGAUCUGCUGUGUCGCCCACGGCAUUGCAGGACAGGCGACUAUGCGCCGCCAGAAGCAAUGAUGGCAUCUGUGGACACAACGCUCCCUCUUCAGUUGCUGCUGUUCUCCUUCAUCAACUCAUCCUCGUCGGCCAGCCACGGCGGGGUAAGCAAGAUCAGCUCCAAGGCCGUCUCGUACUCACUCCUUGCACAGGACGCUGCAGGGGACGAAAGCGCGGCUGCGGCUGCGCGGCCGCCGACUGCCUCCGACCUGAACGAUUGUCUCUGGCCCGUGGACGCGGCCUUUGCCACGAGGGAGGACGCUGUCAAGGCAGACGUAUGCCGCUGUAUAGCGCUACACUUCGAGCGCUCUCUCACCGGCAUCGGCCUUGUCGAAUCCUUGGGGGGCCGUCUCCGCUGGGCCCACGUAGCGUCAGACCGCGACGGCGGCAGCGAGCGCCUUGGUGUGGCUCUCACCCUCGAUGUCUUUCGGUGUUGGAAGCAGGUGGUCGUACCACUGCUGCAGCGAAUCAGCGACCGUGCAUCUCGAGGCUGGCCCGCCGGCGCCGCCACCGUCGAUGCACUGUUCGACUGCCUGGUGAAGGGGCCCGCGGCGGCGGCGGCGCCGAGCUCGGACGCUUCCUCGCCCUCGGCAUCCGCACUCACGUGCGAGGAGGCGGCCUACUGGUGCUUCGCGCUGCUUCGCGGGUACUGUCAAGACUUUCCCGAGACGGUGUGGGCCUCAAUACUGCGCGCUGCACAGGAUGCAGCAGUGCAACAGUGGAGCAGCAGUGCAGUGGGCCUUCCACCGCUACCGGGUGAAGCACUUCUGGUGCGCAGCUUCAUUGCCCACCUGUCGUGCUCAGAAGUUGACGCUGCCUGCGCCACGUCGGCCACUGCGCUGGAGCAGCCGAAAUACGACGACAUCGUCGUCGCUCACAUGUCUGCCGCCGUUGCAGCAGCGCGAGCUCGUGCCGAAUCGUGGGUCUGGGACGAGAUAGAGCUCCUUCAGCGGACGUCUGCAGAUGCGACGGUGUUGGACUCGUCACUGUCGGCACUGCUGCGUGCCGAUGGGUACUGGGCUGUGCUGAUGCAGCCGUACACAGCCAUGUUUGCUCAGUACUACAUGUAA